GUGCGUUUGAUAUGCUAACUGAAAAUGACAACAUCUUUUGCGAAGCGGAGUGAAAAUAAAAACAUUCUCAAUUCGUGGCAUAUUUUUUCACCCAGAAUUUAUUCAUUUUUGGGCAAGUAAAAUUAUCGCAACUAUGACCAAUCGAGAGUGAACGGUGCAGCACAACCGGAAUCGUUUAAUGUUUCUCUGUCGGAGGUUUAACGAGGUCGACAAAAUGCUGGGACGAUUAUCGGAAGUUUUGCAGAAUGCUGCUGAUGUGCUUGCGCCGCCACCGACUGCUCUCCAGGACUUUGAUUACCACUACAAACAGGUGAAGAAUUUCUACGUUGCUGACAAGAACUUGCCAAAGAUUCACGUAAAUGACACCAACAUUCCCGUUCACUUGGAGCAAAUGCUUCAGAUACUGAUCCGUGAGGAGCAGCAACAGCUCGAAGCGACGGUAACACAUAAUAAGACUAAUGACCAGCCUGCAACGGAAGAUGAACAAGCCUCAAGCGGUGCAGCUACCGAUUCGACAGUAAACCACAAAUCCGAGUGCAUGGAAUUUGUGCUGAAUAACCGUCCACUAGAUGUACUGGUUGAACUUGCUGCAAAUGAUACUCCUCCUGGGGCACGGUUAGUCAUAUUGAACUGGAUCCGAAGAUUGUUGUCCUGCAUGAAAAACCCUCCACUGGCUCAUGCUAGUCUCUUUCAACCGGUACAGAAACUGGUUGAAUUGUGUAGCGGAACUGUGGCCUCGCCGUACGAACGGGAGGAGAUUCUGUUUCUAGAAACUGUGGCCGGACUAGUUCGAAAAGAGUAUAUUUUAGUCAAUUUAUUCCUUAAAUCUCAUCAUCAUUCCGCACAAAUGUUGAGUAAUUGGAAAGGCAUUUCGGCUACUAAGCUACCAGUGAAUAAUCCACUAUUCCAGAGCACAAAAUUUGAGUACGACUCAAGACGGGUUUCGUUGAUUAGGGAGGAGCAAACGAGUGAAUCGGGUAGUAGCAAUGAUGAGGGCAAUUCCGCUGCGGUCAUGGUGGUACCAAAUGAAGACAUUUCGGAACUUAAAUGCGACUGUGAUGAAGAAGAACAUUUUGUUCUAUUUGAUGCCAUCGUUAGCUAUUUGGACAGCGCAGAUAGUACAAUAAUCGUUCGUGCGUGUGAAGGAAUCGUCAUUCUUGCAUCGCUUCCAACACUGAACAAAUCCUGUAAAGCUAUCCAAAAUAGUUUGAGCAGGUUUUGUGCAAUGAUGGCCGAUCGUGUCGCUGCACAUUGCCAACAGAUCCCCGAGGAUAUGGAUACUGGAGAUAUAGAGGAUGCUAAUGUAUCCUGGGGGCUGAUUCCGAGGGAUAGUGAACAACCGCAUUUUAUCGGCCGCUACCAGCUGACCUCGUUUCUCUGCUGGUUGGAUUACUGUGAUUGUUUGAUGCAGGAAAGUCCUGCGUUGGCGAAGGAGUUGGGUGAACUGAUUAGGAAUCAACUGUUGAUCAACUAUAUAGAACCGGGACUGAUGGGAAACUAUGCCCCAUUUAUGUUGGUUCUAUCGGCGAAGAUCAUCAAAAAGACGCAGUCGCGGGCACUGCUAGAUGAAAUUGCUAACUGGUUAAUUGGUGAGGGAGACAUAACAGAUAUUAACGGAGCUGACUGUUUAUUAACGAUACUGAUCGAGAACGCUCACGAAAAUUCUGAUCUUCUCCUGCAAACCUUGCAGUUCGUUGAAUCCUUGUUGGAUAACCCUCAUGAGAAAAUCCUGCACGGAAUGAUAUUUUUCUAUAUCAACAGUCGAGGAUAUGUUGAUAACAACACUCUUACCAUUCAGUCUUGGUCCGACGAAGAGGAUAAUCGCGAGCGCCGGAGAGGAAGCGCCGAAAAUCCCAUAAAGUCCCGCACGCUUGCUCCGCAUAAUAUACUAAAAGUGAUCAAUCACUUCCUCUUGCUUCUACCGCGUCACAUUAUGGACGAAGCAGCUGGCAUUUGCUACGAGGAGUACAUGCAGGACGCCAGUCGACACUACCAGACCUGGAUUAACAAGACUCGCGGUUUCAACUGGCCCGUGGAAGCCAUCUGGAGCGAAUCCCCGAACGAUUCGCCAGCAAAGGAUCUGCCAAUUCCAAGUUCAAAACCGAAAGCAAAAACUAAAACUGACUCCAGCGAUGUGCAGUGCGGUGAUAGCGGAAUCUCGGAGGAAAGUUUCUACGAAGGUCCACUGCUUAAGCUGCUAUUCUCUCACGUCAAGCAUAUGAGUACGCAAGCCUACGAGAUGAACCUUGCCGUGAUUGCAAUCCUGUCCAAGCUAGCCCUGUUCCCGCAUCCGUACUUACAUGAAAUCUUGCUGAGCCCGGAAAUCCCGGUGGCACCUGGUGCUACUACGCUGUGGUCUGUAAUGCAAUUUCUUGCCCGGCAAUUAUUAACGGAGAUUCCUCGGGUUGAGAAUUUCCACGAGAAGAUUGUCGAAACGGGGAAGCGACUGCUGUCGAAUCCACCCCUCUGCGUGCACGCUGCCUCACAGGACCAGGAGGAGGAAGAGGAUGAGAUCCAUGAUCCCCUGUUCGAGUCGAUUGUUGUGUUGGAAGAAUUUUGCAAGGAACUGGCGGCAAUUGCGUUCGUCAAGUAUCACCAUGCGACCGAGUGAAUGGCAGCGUUAGGCGGCGAGGCCGAUGUAAUUGUGCAUUAUAAAAGAACAAAAAUAGCGAAAUUUUAUUAAAUAUGAUUUUAUUUGCAUCUUUAAUCGUGUUAACCGCCUGUAGUAUUUCAUUAAGUUUCAGUGCAGUAAAAAUUUAGCGUUUAAGCUUUAGUAGAUUUAACUAUUGCUGAUUAAUUGCAUUCGCAUUUGAACAUAUGGUUCUUAGGAUGCAGGAAGGUGAUACAAAUACAAACAUAUUCUAGUCAAA
Messenger RNA from Topomyia yanbarensis, 2870 nucleotides. RefSeq names its product FHF complex subunit HOOK interacting protein 2A-like. The coding region runs from base 179 to 2611 and encodes 810 amino acids. The transcript is spliced from 6 exons. Lineage: Eukaryota; Metazoa; Arthropoda; Insecta; Diptera; Culicidae. The record is from RefSeq and is a predicted model, not a curated record.